AUGCCCAGCUCGACGAACCUAAUACACUCUCGAAAAGCUCUACAUAUGCCAGGUCACUGCCAUCCACCAGAUCAUAAGCGCACGCUCCAGCCGGAGAGCUGGGGAGUGGGGAUAACGGACAUCUCUCCUUUGCUCCUGUUCCAUAAAACCAAUGCAAACCCCACUUCGACGAUCGUACCGCCUUUCCUAGGUCCACCAUGGCUCGCACGACCCGGCCACUUGCAUCCCUUCGUGCAUCGACUCACGAAGGGACCUCACACGUACAUCGAUCAUCUGAUCGGUUGCGCCUUUCUACUCGUUGCCCAGAACUUCUCAGUCACCCCACGCCCAGACGCUCUAUGUGUCGUUACAUCCAUGGUAUAUCACCCAACAGCCGCAAUCUCUGCCCGUGAUACGAGCAAUCGUUGUCUCUGGACUCAGCGUACAAACUUUACACCGCGUACAUCCUCCGUCGUGCAGUUCGUCGUCGCAUGGGCUUCCGCAACGUCGCACAUACAGAUGGUACCCAUCGCUGAUUGGGCUCUUGCGAAGAACUGGGUUUACGGCCGUACAGCGCGCUUGAUCAAAAGUGAUUGGAGCGGUUCAACGCAUCACCUCCCAGACGACAGCCCUCAAUCCCUCCCAGUUGGGGUGGUCACGUUGACUUGCGAGCGAGUAUAUUCCCCGACCGUGGGAUCCAACCUCGUAUGGAAAGAGUCGAAUGAAGGGGCAUGUGUCGUCGCCCUUUGGGUCCGAGAGAGGAGGGGAGCCAAUGUAACAACUAUCCGUCAGGAUUUUCCGAACGCGCCGAUGUACUUGUUCCUCUAA
This is a messenger RNA of Laccaria bicolor S238N-H82, 807 nucleotides long. RefSeq lists its product as uncharacterized. The transcript has 4 exons. The record is from RefSeq and is a predicted model, not a curated record. Bases 1 to 807 code for a protein of 268 amino acids. Lineage: Eukaryota; Fungi; Basidiomycota; Agaricomycetes; Agaricales; Hydnangiaceae.